Molecule: messenger RNA, 1781 nt
Organism: Alexandromys fortis (reed vole)
Lineage: Eukaryota; Metazoa; Chordata; Mammalia; Rodentia; Cricetidae
Gene: Gcnt2
Product: glucosaminyl (N-acetyl) transferase 2 (I blood group)
Exons: 3
Coding region: 690-1700 (336 amino acids)
Biological process (GO): transforming growth factor beta receptor signaling pathway
Cellular component (GO): membrane
Molecular function (GO): acetylglucosaminyltransferase activity
Source: RefSeq, a predicted model, not a curated record
GUUUGUGAAGGAAGACUAAAGAGCUUUCAGCACGUGAAUAGCGCAUGCGUAGAAACAAAACUCUCAAACUACAACCCAGAGAAGGUGGGGGACUGAAAAUGACCAUUUGCUGUCAGGAUUCUUUCCUCAGCUCCCUAACCUACAUCCAUCCUUGGAGUCUCUCUCCAGGCAGUGUUCACAUGCUCAGAACUUUAGCUGGGCAGAGCUGGUUAAGCAAACAAACCCAGUCAUUUGAAUGCAAUGAUUAACAGGAAGCCGGGGAAGCAGGCACAGUUACCACCGGCCUUCCACUAGAAGAGGCUUGGCUCAGAGCUCCAGAGCGAUGUAUCGCCGGAAGGUCACCGAUAGUGAUUUCCCUGUGGGGACGCGUAGGGUCAGUGACCCCAGGCUUCUCCCUGGGGUGGGGCAUUUUUGUGUAGUAAUUAAUUGGAUUUUUGUGUAGUAGUUGGUUGUAAGUUGGUUGGAGGCUGAGCAACGGAGCUGCUAAGAAGUCUGUCAAUGAAAAAUGAAAAUAUAAGCAAGCUAGGAAGAGGGAAGAGGAAAAGAGAAAGGACCAAGACAUUACACGCUGCUCAUUAGAGCCACAGCCAGGAGGGAUGACGUCUGGACUUGGAGAAAAUGUAAGUUGAAAGACACGCCUCUCCAAUCCUGUCUGUAAAGACAUUUUGCUUGUUUCCUGGCUUUAGACGAUGGGCUCCUGGAACUACCGGCGUCUUUUUAGCCUGUCUGUUUUUGUUGCCUUGAUGUUUGUAUUUAUUUACAACAGCAAAUUGUGGAAGAACAAUCACUUCCCAAGGGUGAUUCCCAACGCUUCCGUCUUAGCAGAAGUCUGUUUUCAGAUAGUGAGUGAGGAGAAUUUUUACCCAGCGUACAGCCCGAGGACAACGACCCUGGAAAACUUCACCUGUUCCCAGUACAGGCUUCAAAACCACUACAUAACAGAAACUCUCUCGGAAGAAGAAGCUGGCUUCCCUUUGGCUUUCAUAAUGACUGUCCACAAAGAUUUUGACACCUUUGAAAGGCUCUUCAGGGCGAUUUACAUGCCCCAGAAUGUCUACUGUGUGCACGUGGAUAAGAAGGCAUCAGAGACUUUUAAAGAUGCCGUCCAGCAGUUACUAAGCUGCUUCCCCAAUGCCUUCCUGGCCUCUAAGACAGAGGCCGUGGUCUAUGCUGGCUUCUCCCGGCUCCAGGCUGACCUGAACUGCAUGGAAGAUCUGGUGGCCUCUGAGGUCCCCUGGAAGUUUGUCCUCAACACCUGCGGGCAGGACUUUCCCCUGAAAACCAACAGGGAAAUAGUUCAGUACCUGAAAGGGUUUAUUGGGAAGAAUCUCACCCCAGGGGUGCUGCCUCCUGCUCAUGCCAUCGGUAGGACCAAGUACAUCCACCAGGAACAAUUAAACGCUAAAAAUCCCUACGUGCGCUUUACGCCGAAAUUAAAAACUCCUGCUCCUCACAAUAUGACCAUUUAUUUUGGCACUGCCUAUGUGGCUCUCACCCGUGAGUUUGCUAACUUUGUCCUCAAAGAUCAGCGUUCACUGAACUUACUCUCCUGGUCCAAGGACACUUACAGUCCUGACGAGCAUUUCUGGGUGACACUUAAUAGGAUUCCCGGGCACGCGUGGGUUCCAAGUUCAAUUCCCAGCAUCUACAUCAGGCAGCUUACAACUGCUUGUGACUCCAACUCCAGGGGAAGACACUAACCUCAGGUGCAUGCACAUGUACAGACAUAUACAGACAUGCACACAUGUGCAUGCAAAUAAUAAAAAUAUUUUUAAAAAAGA